Messenger RNA from Aspergillus aculeatinus CBS 121060, 1702 nucleotides. Its product is annotated as bifunctional ornithine acetyltransferase/N-acetylglutamate synthase. Gene Ontology annotation, biological process: L-arginine biosynthetic process; L-ornithine biosynthetic process. The transcript is spliced from 2 exons. Bases 290 to 1702 code for a protein of 470 amino acids. The record is from RefSeq and is a predicted model, not a curated record. Gene Ontology annotation, cellular component: mitochondrial matrix. Gene Ontology annotation, molecular function: L-glutamate N-acetyltransferase activity, acting on acetyl-L-ornithine as donor; L-glutamate N-acetyltransferase activity, acting on acetyl-CoA as donor. Lineage: Eukaryota; Fungi; Ascomycota; Eurotiomycetes; Eurotiales; Aspergillaceae.
CGUGGUUGUUUGGCAGUGGUCUCGCGCGUCCACCUCGCCUACGCAGGAGCUAGCUGGAAGCUUCUGAUAAGCCAGUGAGUCAUUUUGUUUACCAUUUGCUUUGAGUCAUUUUCGGGGCUGUCUACUGCAAGUGCCUCCGUGUAUAUCUACCCAAUCUCCCAGACCACGUACCCUGGGGGUCAUGAGGACCAAACCUUCCACAACUAUAUCAAUUGCGUGUUGUUUCCACAGUUAGUGCUGGGACCCUAACUAAAUUCUCACUUUUUCCAGCCCAGGAAGCCCCCUUCCAAUGGCUAUUCCCGCGCAAUCGGCGGCCACCACCAUGGCUACCUUCACCCGCAUGGUGAAGGGCCAGGUGCGCCAUUACUCCGCACCCCUGGACAUGGCCAUCCCCGCCUCCAAGCAGAAGUACAUCCCUUCGUCCGGGUCCUACCCCAAGGGGUUCUCCGUCUCGGGGACUCACGUCGGCGUCAAGGCCUCCAACACCAAGUUCCCGGACCUGGCCCUCAUCUCCUCCGAGACCCCCUGUACCGCGGCCGCGGUCUUCACCACCAACAAGUUCCAGGCCGCCCCCGUGCAGGUCAGCCGCAACAUCCUGCAGACCCGGCAAGGCCAGGGCAUCCGGUCGGUGGUGAUCAACUCUGGGUGCGCCAACGCGGUGACCGGCAAGGGCGGACUAGAGGAUGCGACCAACAUGGGUGCCAAGGUGGAUGAAUGCCACGGCCUCAGCGGGGAGGAACCCAGCACCCUGGUGAUGAGCACCGGAGUGAUUGGACAGCGCCUCCCGAUCUCCAAGAUCCUCUCCAAGAUCCCCACCGCGCAUUCGACCCUCUCCUCGACGCACGAUAGCUGGCUCAGCACGGCGCGCGCGAUCUGCACGACCGACACCUUCCCGAAGCUCCUCUCCACAACCUUCACGCUGCCCAGCUCGCCGGGCCGCACGUACAGCCUGGCCGGGAUGACCAAGGGCGCCGGGAUGAUCCACCCGAACAUGGCGACCCUGCUGGGCGUGCUGUGCACCGACGCGCCCAUCACCGCGGACGCGCUCUCGGCGCUCCUGAAACACGCCGUGUCGCGGUCCUUCAACGCCAUCUCCGUGGACGGCGACACGAGCACGAACGACACGAUCGCGAUCCUGGCCAACGGCGCCGCCGGCGGCGCCCCCGUGACGAACAGUCAGAACUCGGACGACUACCGCGCGAUGCAGACGGUGCUCACGCGAUUCACGCAGUCGCUGUCGCAGCUGGUCGUGCGGGACGGCGAGGGCGCCACCAAGUUCGUGACGGUGCGCGUGCAGAACUCGCCGGACUACGACUCGGCCAAGCUGAUCGCCAGCACCAUCGCGCGCUCCCCGCUCGUCAAGACCGCCCUGUACGGCCGCGACGCCAACUGGGGCCGCAUCCUCUGCGCCGUCGGCUACACCCAGAACGUGAAGGACGGCGUCGUCGUGCCCGACCGCACCAGCGUCAGCUUCCGGCCCGUCGACGGCAGCCCCGAGCUCAAGCUGCUGGUCAACGGCGAGCCCGAGCAGGUCGACGAGGCCCGCGCCGCCGUCAUCCUCCAGGAGGAGGACCUCGAGAUCGUCGUCGAUCUCGGCGGCGGCGCGCUCGGCCCCCAGGGCGCCGGCGGCGAGGAGGCCGUCUACUGGUUCUGUGAUUUCAGCCACGAGUAUGUCACCAUCAACGGCGAUUAUCGGACUUGA